AUCACGCUGGCCAGCCUCCUGACCCACCCGAGUAACAACAGGAUUAGGCAGCAGCACAGCGACAGCAGCCACCGAGGCAGGGGCUGAAGGGGAAGAGGAAGCUGGCUGGGACCUUGGAGGAGCUGGGAACCGGCCCACUGCAGAGCUGAGCUGCAGGGGAAGGAGAGCUGUUUGCCAAGGUCAGGAUACAUCAAAGUUCACGUGAAGAAGGGCAAAGGGUGUUCUUACUUCUGCCGCCACUCUGUCCUCUCCACUUACAGUACAGAUGAAGGGAAAAGCUGGAAGUAUGCUACAUGAGAAGCAAAAGCAGGAGGGACACAUCUGGGGCUCCAUGAGGAAGACAGCUUUCAUCCUGGGCUCUGGCCUUCUCUUGCUUGUGGCCUUCUGGAAUUCAGUCACAUGGCAUCUUCAGAGAUUUUGGGGUGCUUCUGGCUACUUUUGGCAAGCCCAGUGGGAGAGGCUGCUGUCUACAUUUGAAGGAAAGGAGUGGAUCCUCUACAUUAUAGGUGCCACCCAAGUGCCCAGUCUGCUUUUCUGGAGUUUCAAUGGGCUUCUAUUGGUGGUUGACACAACCGGAAAACCGAACUUCAUCUCCCGCUACCGAAUUCAGGUCGGCAAGAAUGAACCAGUGGACCCCGUGAAACUACGCCAGUCAAUCCGCACAGUUCUCUUCAACCAGCACUUUAUCACUUGCCCUGUGCUGGUCUUCCUCUAUCCCAUCCUCAGAUUGUGGGGAGACCCCUGCCGCCGAGAGCUACCCACCUUCCACUGGUUCCUCCUGGAGCUGGCAUUCUUCACUCUGACUGAGGAAGUCAUGUUCUACUACUCACACCGUCUCCUUCACCACCCAACAUUCUACAAGAAAAUCCACAAGAAGCACCAUGAGUGGACAGCUCCCAUUGGCGUGAUUUCUCUCUAUGCCCACCCUAUUGAGCAUGUGGCCUCCAACAUGCUGCCAGCGAUGGUGGGUCCCAUAAUAAUGGGCUCCCACUUGUCUUCCAUCACCGUGUGGCAUUCCUUGGCCCUCAUCACCACCACCAUCUCUCACUGUGGCUACCACCUACCUUUCCUGCCUUCGCCUGAAUUCCAUGACUAUCACCAUCUUAAGUUCAACCAGUGCUACGGCGUGCUGGGGGUGCUGGACCACCUCCAUGGGACUGACACCGUGUUUAAGCAGACCAAGGCCUACGAGAGACAUAUCCUCCUACUGGGCUUCACUCCACUGUCUGAGAGCAUCCCUGAUCCCCCGAAGAAGACAGAGUGAGAGAGGGCCCGAAUGCCACCCUGGCUGUCCCCUCAGCAGUGGACUGCUAAGGUGGCCUGAGGCCUCCUGAUCGGAACUAACAACUUGCUCCUUCAGCCAUGCUCUCUCUAAUGACGGCCCCAUGAGGGCAGGGGGAAAGUCAGCUUCCUAGCAAAGCAGGGCCAAGGAUGGGAUCAGGGCUCGCCCAGCUGCCACUGUUGUCUCUCAAGGGGACCAAGACUUGGCUUAAGGAAGGGAAAAAACAGCUCCCAGAGACUCCUUUGUGGCCUAAGCAAGAUGUAGAGAAUGACAGAGGUGGCAGUGAGACUGGAGGCUACAUGGCUCCAGGGACAGCUCCUUCUGGUCCCAGGGGUUGGGGGAACCAGAAGACAUCGUUUUGCUCCUUUCUGUCCCCAAAGCUUUUCUCAUACCCUACUCAGGUCAGGGCCAACACACACACACACACUGAGUCUGUGACAAAGGCCCCACUUCAACUCUGUUCCACUGCAAACAAACAUCAUCCCCCUCUGAAAAAAAAAACCCCAAUCCAGGGAGCUCCCCACUGGAUUAAAACUGAGAUACCGGCGAGGCACAGAGCAAGCCCCAGUACCUUCAGCCAUGCAUGGAAACCAAGCCCUGUGGACUUGAUAAGCUGGGGCCCCUUUUAUCCACAGAGGGAGGGGUCAGUGUUGCUGACUUUUGGGGACACCCAACAGAGGCCCCUUAUUAGCCUCUCUGAAGCAGGAUCAAAGAGGCUAGAACCCUCUUCCUCCAAUGAGAAGGCAAGAAAAAUAUAGCUGAACAAAGGGCAAAACCUUCAUUUUUCCCCAAAUGAUUAACCAGCUGUCUCAACACCACUUAUUCCAGAUGAUUUCAUCAGUGAUGCCAUUUUCAAGGGAAACCUUACCAGGAACCUUAUCAUCUAGAACAAAACCACAGGGAGGCUCAGGUUGAAGCAGUCCUCACUCUGGCUUUCCCUUAGCAGCCACUGACAUGGCCGGGAACAUGAGGCUCCCAAGAACUGGAAGAACUCUUUGGUUUGAAAGGUCAUUAUCAGUUACUGAAUUCUUAUGUAUAUUUGGGUCUAUUUCUGAACUUUUGGUUCUCUUCUGUCCAGAAAACCACCCACUGUAGUUUCAUAAUAUUUCUGGUAUUAUCUGGUAGGGCCAAAUCUCCAGGCAGAACUACCAAAAACGACUUCUUCCUAACAGCCCUGGACCCCAAAGGACCUGCCCAGUAGACCAACUGGGCACUUAACAGGCAGCGAACUCCCUGGCCUUCCAAAGCCAUACCCACCCUCCUCUGGCCUUGGUGGGCCUGGCUCCUCCCUAAGACAGCUGGUGCUCUCAGCUUAAGCACAGCUUCUGGGGCAUCAGUGCUCUAAGUUCUCACAGCUGCUGGCCUGCACCCACAACCUGUUACUACAAAUAGCUAUUUGGAAAAUAUCUUCAGUGUACUUAAGGGUAGGGAACAAGGAGUGUGGAUAGAGAGAGGGAACAGAUGUGUUCUUCCCCUUUAAGGUCUUUAGGUUUUGAGGUACUGUAGGGGCUUAGAGAGACAAGAGGCUGUCAUUCUCCCACCACUUUUGGCAGGCAGGUGGUGGGCCCUGGCGGAGGGGCCCAGCUCUAACCUUUUCUGCAUCAAACAGAAUGGCCCUGAGCUUGGUUAACAAAUAAGACUCAAGAAAAGGCUGAGGUCUCAAAAUUCCCAGCUGAAGAUGUGAAUGUGAAAGGAGAAAGCAUGGAAAAUAAACUGGCCUCCUUUCUUUCCA
Molecule: messenger RNA, 3014 nt
Organism: Equus quagga
Lineage: Eukaryota; Metazoa; Chordata; Mammalia; Perissodactyla; Equidae
Gene: FAXDC2
Product: fatty acid hydroxylase domain containing 2
Exons: 9
Coding region: 266-1264 (332 amino acids)
Biological process (GO): sterol biosynthetic process
Molecular function (GO): iron ion binding; C-4 methylsterol oxidase activity
Source: RefSeq, a predicted model, not a curated record